AUGCGUCCCGAGGCAGUGACUAAUGCCGACCAACUUAAACUUUUGAUGAAAUUAAAGAUUCUUAACUUCGAUCGAGAGAAAGAGAUAGUCUUGAAUACACGUUCCGAUAAUCUAGACCUAAUUGAGCUCGAGAGGGAAAUAGAUCCUUCGAGAGAAGAGCCCUCGCAGAUCUGUUUCCGUGGUGAUCAAAAGUUAUUACCAAAGGCUCAACCGCUUCCAUACGAUGGGAGCUAUCCAAGCAUUAGUGAUGAUUUAAGAAAUGACCUACCAGUAGGCCGAGAAGCUCUGAGAAGUGCGUUGCAAUUGUUGUCCAUGCCGAAGCCAAAGCAAAAAAAAAAAGACAAUAGGUUUUACGACGACAAUGCCUUUAGGAAAGCUUUACUAUCCGUGUUUUACCAUUUUUUUGAAGCUGCACGGUUUAUUGCCUUAGAAGAUGUGAUUGCCGACAACUUUGAGUUCGGAACAACGCUCACCGAAAAUCAAGUUAAUCUUGUAAGUUACUGGAAAAAAGCAAGUCGAUGUAUACUUCUCAACCUAAAAUUUGACCCUAAAGACGAGUAUCGGGAACAAAAGUUGAACUUAGGCAUUUUAAAGAAUUUUUCAAUUGCUAAUAGCCUGUUGUUGAAGAGCAUAAAAGGAUUAGGAAAUUUAGAGCCUAGUUUACUUUUGGUUUGA
This is a messenger RNA of Striga asiatica, 675 nucleotides long. The record is from the annotation of a GenBank genome assembly. Lineage: Eukaryota; Viridiplantae; Streptophyta; Magnoliopsida; Lamiales; Orobanchaceae.